Eruca vesicaria subsp. sativa (arugula) is the source of this 550-nucleotide messenger RNA. NCBI's taxonomy places the organism in Eukaryota, Viridiplantae, Streptophyta, Magnoliopsida, Brassicales, Brassicaceae. The record is from the annotation of a GenBank genome assembly.
AUUAAGUGAAAAUCAUUUCUUUAUAGAGACACAUUUGUAAGAUAAUGGGUUCCAAUGUUUCAUCUGUGAGUGAUGUUCCUUCAUCAACGGAAACCAAGAAUGGUUUGGUUGUGGAAGUCGAAACAAGAAGACAAUGGAGAUCUCUCUUUGAUUCCAUGAAAGGGUCAAAUAAAUUGCUAGUGAUUGAUUUCACAGCUGCAUGGUGUGGACCUUGUAAAGCAAUGGAACCUAGAGUUAAGGAGAUUGUUUCUAGGUACCCAGAAGCUGUCUUUGCGAGGGUUGAUGUGGAUAGAUUCAUAGAUGUGGCUGGAACAUACAGAGCAAAUACACUUCCAGCUUUUAUUUUUGUAAAGAGAGGAGAAGAGAUUGAUAGGGUUGUUGGAGCCAAACCUGAUGAACUUGUGUACAAGAUUGAAAAACAUAGGGUCUAAAAUUUAUCUAUUUUUAAACUGAAGAACAAAAGAUUAUACCGUUUGAGUUUUGAUAAAAAAAAAAAGAUUAUACAUUUGAGUUUUGAUUAAAAAAAAAAGAUUAUACAUUUGAGUGUUUG